This is a messenger RNA of Scylla paramamosain (green mud crab), 1826 nucleotides long. It is a transcript of the gene Fen1, whose product is annotated as flap endonuclease 1-like. The record is from RefSeq and is a predicted model, not a curated record. Bases 291 to 1433 code for a protein of 380 amino acids. Gene Ontology annotation, molecular function: RNA-DNA hybrid ribonuclease activity; DNA binding; 5'-3' exonuclease activity. Gene Ontology annotation, cellular component: nucleus. Lineage: Eukaryota; Metazoa; Arthropoda; Malacostraca; Decapoda; Portunidae. The transcript has 8 exons.
UGAUGUUUCUUCAAUCUAUUAGUUUAGACUCGAACAGCCUUUGGCGGUCUUUUGUUGUUUAUUUACUGGCGGGAGAGCGAGUGGGGCCACGCACAGAAAUAUUUCCACCCCUUUCCAAAGGCUCUAGUUGAAGUUACACUGGAUUUUAAGGGUGUUUGUAUGGUUCUAGUGACAUGUUAACAAGAUCUGUGGCCUUGGAACAGUCGGGGUGAAAGAACAUUCAGAAUACGUACCGUUUUGUUGUGGCCCUCACAGCUGAUUGUGUUGUUGUGUUGCUGUGUCACCGCAUCAUGGGUAUAUUAGGCCUGUCCAAGCUGAUCGCGGAUGUCGCCCCGUCAGCUGUGAAGGAGAAUGAGAUCAAAAACUUCUUCGGGCGCAAGGUGGCCGUGGACGCUUCCAUGAGUCUCUAUCAGUUCCUGGUGGCGGUGAGGCAGGAGGGACAGAUGCUGACCACGGCUGAUGGAGAGACAACCAGCCACUUGAUGGGGUUCUUCUACCGUACAAUUCGCAUGGUUGAGAAUGGGAUCAAACCGGUUUAUGUGUUUGAUGGCAAGCCGCCCACCAUGAAGGGCGGAGAGCUGGCUAAGCGAAAGGAGCGGAGGGAGGAGGCACAAAAGGCGCUGGAGAAAGCUGAGGAAGCAGGCAAUGCGGAGGACGUGGAGAAAUUCAGCCGUCGUCUGGUGAAGGUGACCAAGACCCACACGGAGGAGGCCAAGACACUGCUGAGGCUGAUGGGAAUCCCGUACGUGGAGGCGCCGUGUGAGGCAGAGGCCCAGUGUGCCGCUCUCGCCAAGGCUGGCAAGGUGUAUGGUGUUGCCACAGAGGACAUGGAUGCACUGACCUUUGGCACACCUAUUCUGCUACGUCACAUGACCUUCAGUGAGGCGAGGAAGAUGCCAAUCAAGGAAUUCCACCUUUCCAGAGUUCUUGAGGGGCUGGAGCUGAAGCAGGAAGAGUUCAUCGACAUGUGCAUCUUGUUGGGGUGUGACUACUGUGACAGCAUCAAGGGGGUAGGCCCCAAGAGAGCCAUUGAACUGAUCCGCAGCCACAAGAGCUUGGAGUCUGUGGUGAAGCAACUGGACCCCAAAAAAUACCCAGUACCCGAGGAUUGGCCCUUUGCCGAAGCAAGGAACCUCUUCAUUGAGCCGGAAGUGACAGACCCGGCAGAUAUAGAGCUGAAGUGGAGUGAGCCGCAGGAGGAGAAGUUGGUGGAGUUUAUGUGUGAAGAGAAGGGUUUCUCCGAGGAACGCAUCCGUAAUGGCAUCAAGAAGCUCACUAAGGCAAGAAACUCCAGCACUCAGGGGCGCCUCGACUCUUUCUUCAAGGUGCUGCCCUCCCCCAACAGCAAUGCCAACAAGAGAAAGUCUGAGGAGAAGCCGGGAGCCGCCAAGAAGGCCAGGGGAGGCAGAGGGAAGUUUGGGAAGGCCCGGUAGAGGAGGAGAAUCUCACUAAGUGGUCUGCAGAACUCUCAAGUCUAACAGUAAUUGGUGAACAGAGUGGAUAACUUAAUCGUUCCCAAUCGUUAAAGUUCUGAGGGUUUCUAAGGGAACGUAAGUCAUUCGAGAGACCUGAUUCUGCCGCAUGUAGUCAAGGUUAAACACCUCAGCCGUUUGUGUUGAAGCUCGAACACUCAGCCUGUUGUUCUGUGUCUCUCUGAUGUUCACUGGUAAUGUUUUUGAUUAAUUUCCAUGUGUAUGUUUGUAUUUGUAAUUAUUUAGUAGUGUUGUUAAGGGUUAAGCAGAGCCCUGAGCUCAUUGAGUGUGUGUAGUGCAGGGAGCCAGAGACCCUCACCUGUACCUUACUCCUUCAUUAAACUGUGACCCCAA